Messenger RNA from Protobothrops mucrosquamatus (brown spotted pit viper), 1751 nucleotides. RefSeq names its product complement factor H. NCBI's taxonomy places the organism in Eukaryota, Metazoa, Chordata, Lepidosauria, Squamata, Viperidae. The record is from RefSeq and is a predicted model, not a curated record.
ACGCAACCUGUCCAGAACCCCCUACAGUUGAAAAUGCUGAAAUUGAAGAAGAUACAAUGAAGAAGUAUGUAAAUGGCGAGAAAAUAAAUUAUCAGUGUAAUGAUGGUUUUGAAAUAGUUGGAUCAGCUGCUGUAACAUGUAUAAAAAAGAAGUGGUCACGCUUGCCAAGAUGUGAAGAUGUAAGAUGCUCUUCUCCCCCUCAAAUUCAAAAUGGUCAAAUUGUUAGUACAAUAAAGGAAACAUAUUUGCCUCAGGAGAAGGUGCAGUAUCGAUGCAACCCACGUUAUGCUCUUCUUGGGACUCCUUUCGUUAAAUGUUUGAAGAAACGUUGGUCAGCAGCACCACGUUGUUCAGAUAUUGGGGGGAAAUGUGGACGCCCACCUCCUGUGGAGCAUGGAGACAUCAGGGACUCACCCAAGGCAAACUAUUUCCAGUCUGAAAGUGUAACUUAUCAGUGCCAAAAUCUCUAUACAUUGGAAGGUUCUCCCAGAGUGACUUGUCAAAAUGGUCAUUGGUCACAAACACCAACAUGUAGAGGUGCUUGUACAGCAAGUGAAGAAGAUAUGAGAGAACACAAUAUAAAGCUGAAGUGGGCCAAUGGGGAUAAAAUAUAUUCCGCAGAUGGAAAUAUAGUUGAAUUUCAAUGUAUAAGACGCCAUAAACUACAUCCAAAUUCCGGGCCAUUAAGAGUUAAUUGUGUGAAUGGGAAAUUUGACUAUCCGCAUUGCAUUCCUAUCUAAGUAAAUGAACAAGAGAACAUAUACAGCAUCGUUGAACCAGAAGAUGAAAGUCUGAAAUCAUAUAUCAUUCUCUUUAAUAUGUUCACAUGAAGCUGGAUUGUAUACAGUUAUAAACAGUGGAUCCAAAUCUAAAAGCCUUUCCAUAAAAGACAAAUUUUACCAACUAUAAUUACUGGGGAAAUGAUAAAUUUCUAGACCUUCUUUAAGCAGAUAAAAUAUUAUAAUGUAACAUUAUAUAUGACAUCCCCUAAACUCCGCUGAAGAUGUUACCUAGUUUGGUAAUGAAAUAUUCAGAUACCAACACACAACCUUGGAGAAUGAACCUCCAACCUCAUAAUGUAACAUUAUAAAUACAUUUUUAAAUGCAUCUGGAAUGAAGAAUGUAGAUUAUUUUCUAUAUAUAUUUUAGCUGUAAACAUUUGGUUAAUCUGAAUUAUCAAUCAGCAGCUCAUUUUAAAGCAAUGACAAUAGAUAAUUGAAAUUGAUGUUUUUACAUAUAGAGGUGUUAAGCUCUUUAAAAAAUAAAAAAAAUCCAUAAAUGAUUUUUACUGUCACACAAUUUUAGUAUAUUUUGUAAAGAUACAUUAAAUACUCCCAUUCACAGUCUAAUCCAAGAUCCAGAAAGAGGGGCUCUGGAAAUAGCCUAAUCUACUUUGAUAUUCAGAAUCUGAUAGAGGUUCAGCCAGAUGGAUUUCUGUAAUUGUUUUUGUUUUGUUUUUGUUUAUUUGUUUUUUACAGUACAAAAUUAUAUAUUUAUAAGUAAUUAAAGAUUAAGAUAAAGUUUAGAAAUUGGCACGGGCUUUCCAAACUACAUUCCUACAAAAGCUGUUAUUUAACACCGAAUGGGCUAGAACUUGCCAUGACUGAUUCAUUGUUCUAUACAAAGUGAACCCAUUCAAAGUGAGUCUUGUAGCAAGUGUUUGAACUAACAAAUUCCUCAUUUUUGUUUACCAUAGACUAACAAGGCUAUGCUUCCUUUAAUGAACAAAGUAAAGGGGACUUCAUAAGGAA